UUAGUCCCUGAUUGGUGAAGUGAUGGUAUAUUUCAUAUGUACGUGCACACAAAUCAAAAUCAACUGUAUGAUGCUGCCGACAAGCUGCUGGUGCCGGAAGAAAAGAUGGCGGAUCAUGAGGAGCAGUUAUCUGAUGAGGCGAAGGUACGCAUAGCAGCGAACUUUGUCAUCCACGCCCCACCAGGAGAGUUCAAUGAAGUUUUCAAUGAUGUACGAUUGCUGCUCAACAAUGACAAUCUUCUCAGGGAAGGCGCAGCGCAUGCUUUUGCACAGUACAACGUGGACCAGUUUACUCCGGUGAAAGUAGAGCAAUAUGAAGACCAGGUCUUAAUCACAGAGCAUGGAGACCUGGGCAACGGCAGGGUCCUGGACCCUAAAAACAAGAUCUCCUUUAAGUUUGACCAUCUGAGGAAGGAGGCCAGCGACCCACAGCCACACGAUUUGGACGGAGCAAUGGAGGGCUGGAGGAGUGCUGUGGACGGUGCUGUCCGGGCCUACGUCAAGGAGCACUACCCCAACGGAGUCUGCACGAUUUACGGCAAAACCAUUGAUGGACAUCAAACCAUCAUCGUGUGUAUCGAGUGUCAUCAGUUUCAACCAAAAAACUUUUGGAAUGGACGUUGGAGGUCAGAGUGGAAAUUCGCCAUCGGAUCCUCCACUACUCAAGUGGCCGGAAUAAUGAAAAUCCAGGUUCAUUACUAUGAAGACGGCAACGUUCAGCUGGUCAGCCACAAAGAGGUCCAGGAAUCCAUGUCCAUAUCUAACGAAGCUGCAACUGCAAAGGAGUUCAUCAAGAUCAUGGAGGCUGCGGAGAACGACUACCAGACCGCCAUCAACGAGAAUUACCAGACCAUGUCGGACACUACCUUCAAAGCCUUACGCCGCCAGCUUCCUGUGACGCGCACCAAGAUCGACUGGAACAAGAUCCUGAGCUACAAGAUCGGCAAGGAGAUGCAGAACGCUUAAAACAAACAAAACAGAAAAGCCCAGCAUUGCAUGGCUGGAUUAUUGUAUCGUCUUUGUACAAAUUAGAUAAAUGGGAGCGGAAAAAUGUUUGGUCUAACGGACAAAAUGUCAAACAUUAUUACACUUAUUAAGAUGUCUACUUUUAUUAAUGCUUUUAUACAGACACAGUUAAAAAGAUAAUCUGUAUAAUACAUAGAUGAUAAAGUAAAUAAUCAUAUUAUUGGCCAAAUAGGAUGUGUUUCCUAGAAGAGGGGUGGUGGAGCUUCCUUCAUAUGCAAACCUGACAACCUGAUAUACAUUUUGUGACAAUGUUGUGUCAAUAUUUAUGAUUAUGGUAGUUAGACCACACCGUUGACCCUAGAAAAACUAUACCAAUUGCAAUGAUGAAAUUAUUAUUGAGGAAUCUGUCUGUGUAUACAUUUAGAUUAGGACUUUAUUGGCUAAUGCAGGAAAAGAAUCCUGUACUGUAAGAGUCCUUCCGUUGUUUUCAAUGGCUUGUACUUUUAUGACAUCAGAAUGAUGUCUUUUAUACGAGCUGUUUGUCACCUCUGUCAUUUUCGACCACUCGAUGUUCUUCUUGGUCCCCUUAUUGGUUCUCCCCACACCGUUUACCCCAGACCGUACGUUAAAAUCUCCAGUUUGUGUGUCCGUCCAAGCUAAACUGCAGCUUAAUUCAUCGAUUUCUGAAUUGAACUUUCAUGACACCGUGAAAGUAUGGUUCCUAUAAUACCCUAACAAGCUCAAUUAUUAAAAACCCUUUAAUUGCUACCAAAUGUGGAUUAAAAUGUUCAAAUCAAUUUACAAUUAAAUUAAACAAGUAUGUCUUAAUUUGAAUUAGGACAGACCUGACUGUAUUAUAACAUGGCACAUUGUAAUAUAUAUACCUGUAUUAAACAUCCUUGUCCUUCG
Molecule: messenger RNA, 1875 nt
Organism: Oncorhynchus mykiss (rainbow trout)
Lineage: Eukaryota; Metazoa; Chordata; Actinopteri; Salmoniformes; Salmonidae
Product: F-actin-capping protein subunit alpha-2
Biological process (GO): actin cytoskeleton organization; barbed-end actin filament capping
Cellular component (GO): F-actin capping protein complex; cortical cytoskeleton
Molecular function (GO): actin filament binding
Source: RefSeq, a predicted model, not a curated record